Molecule: messenger RNA, 2538 nt
Organism: Oldenlandia corymbosa var. corymbosa
Lineage: Eukaryota; Viridiplantae; Streptophyta; Magnoliopsida; Gentianales; Rubiaceae
Source: the annotation of a GenBank genome assembly
AUGCUUGUUGAUAGGACUAGGUAUUGCAGACCACAUAAGCUUUAUUUUAAGGAUCCAAAUGUGGAAAGGCAUGGAGGAUAUAGAGUCAUUGGAGGGGAUAAAGAUGUUUAUGACUUGAUAGCAUUGAAUAAUGAAUCUGGGAUUGUUGAAAUGUUCAGGUUAGGGGCGAAUGAGUUCGAUCCUUUCAUGAAAAAAGGUCAGCAGGAUAAUCUAAUAUGGGAUUCUGAAGAUGAAGAGGCCAAUGAUUCAGAUUAUAUUGCUGAGAGUGAUUAUGAAAUGUCUGACAAGGAUGAUGAGGAUUUCAGAAAGUACGUUGAUGAUAGGGUUGACUCUACACCAUGGUGUUCUUUUAGGCAGCAACCUGAUACAAAGCAUGCUGAAGAUGUGAAGGGUUCAAAUGGGAGUGAAGCCAAUGAUUCGGAUGAAGAUUAUGGGUCUUGUGAUGACUUAUUGAGUGAAAAUGAAUAUGAGGAACAAGAGAGUGAACGUCCAGUGAAAAAGGACAAGGUCUUUAACCCCGCAAUAGACAUGAAGAAUCCCAAAUUUGAGCUAUAUCAGAAGUUUGGAACUAAGUGGAUUUUGUUGGAUGCACUAAAAAGGCAUGGAAUUGUUGAUCGGAGAAUCAUCGACUUUAAGAAAAAUGAUAAGCUGUUUGUGCAUGGGAAGUGUAGGCAUUGUAACUGGGAGGUUUAUGGGGUUAAAAUGGAAGGAGAGAAUGAAAACACUUUCCAGAUCAGGACUGUGAAUACCAAGCAUAGCUGUGGAAGAGUGUGGAGUACCAGAAACGUCAAUUCCAAUAUAAUUUCUGACUGGUAUGUCCCAGAUUUUGCUGAUGAUCCCAAUAUCACUGUGAGUACAUUGAAGUUUAGGGUAAAAAAUGAGCAUCAACUGACAAUCUCCAGAACUCAGGCCUGGAAUGCAAAGAGAAAGGCUUUGGAAAAGGUUCGGGGAAAGAUUACUGAACAGUAUGCUGAAUUAGAAAGCUACAUGGCUGAGGUUAAAAGGUCUAAUCCUGGGACAUCCAUUCAAGUGAUAUGUGAGGAUGAUGAACUUGAUAGAUUAGAGACUUACAAGGAACAGGCUGCAACUUAUAGUUGUGAUUAUGCUGGUGAUGGGGAAUAUGAGGGGAUUCCUCCUAAACCCAAGAAGAUGGGUAGGCCUCCGAAGCCUAAGAAGAACUCCACAUUUGAGGGAACCAGUAACCUCCCCAAGAGAAGGGGCAGAAAACCAACUGCAAAAUCAGUGUGUAAAAAUUACAAUCAGACGAGACAUUUCCAAUCAAUAUGUCCUUUAUUAGAAAGGCAGAGAGAGAUGGUGAAGGAAAUUGAAGAACGACAGGCACUGAAUGAAGCAUCUCUGAAUUUAAGUCGGACUAAUGGAAUAGAACAGCCACAACUGGUGGUAUCCGAGUGUGCUGCUUGUGAUUCAACCACUCAAACUGUUGAAACAUGUCCAAUCUUAAAAGAAAUAACACAAAUGGAAGAGGAAUACCUUCGUAGUAGUCAAAAUGGUGAUAAUGGUCAAAUGGAAGAGGAGAUAAGCACCCCAAAUGCACCUCUUGAAAGUCAGGCAGGAGAUGAUGUUGAUUACGAUAAUACGCCUUAUUUGAUAAAAUGUGAUUACUGUCCUCAGUUUGGUCACACCAAAGAGGACUGCCCAGAAUACGAGGGGAAGAAGAAAGCUGAGGAAAGUGCAGAAGUCAUCACUGCUGCCUUAGAUGAAAUCAUCAACACCCCAAAUGCACCCCAACAAAGUAAAAAGAGGCCUGCAAGUAGUGAACCAGACAUAGUGAUAUUAAAUGAUCAGUCGGGACAUCAAGUCCAAACACUACGGGGUAGGACAGUGUUUGUUCCUGCACAUGAUCAGGCUACCAAGAAAAAAAAGAAAGGAAAGCAGAGCGCAAAUUCUGGUUCCAAGGCAGAGGCAAGAAAGAUCCAGAAACUCUUUUGCCAUGUUGUGCCGAAACCAGUAAAUGUUGAAUCUAAUAUGGCCAAACAACUUGAAAAGCUGAAGGAACCAGAUGGCCAGAUUCAUUGUGGAUCAAAAAAGGCUUGUGACUACAUUGCUGAACAGACUGCUAAAGCUGUUGCUAGAGAGAAUGAGUUGUAUGCGAAGUAUGGGUUCAAACUCCCUUCUUCAUCAUCAGAUAGUAUGUUUAAUAUUGGUUCCAAUCAGGUCAAAAUAGAUGCAAACCUAACAUCUAAUCUGGUUGCAUUAACCAAUGACUUGCAUGCUAUCUAUAAAGACUUGGGAUCUACUUUCAGAGGUGAACGAUUUGCGGCCAAAAGUUUGGUCAAAAGAUUGCUUUCCGGCGGCGGCGUCAACAAUUCUUUCUGCUUUCCACCUGCGUCGGCGUCGGUGAAGAUUUUUGUCAGGCGGCGUUGUCGACGAUUCCUUCUGCUUUCCACCUACGUCGGCGUCGGUGAAGGUGGAAGAGAUGGUGGACUUCGACUGGAAGAGAUGGUGGACUUCGACUGGAAGAGAUGGAUAGAAAUUAGGGUUUCUGGAAUGGUUCUCGAUUUGGGAAUUAGAAUAUGA